GAAACAUCUUAUUUGAAAAAAAGGAAAAUAUAAAAAAUAUAUAAUCCACAAAAUGAUUUUGUCUGUAUUUUAAAUAUCUGUUCUUCUCUUCGUCACUUUAGACAAUACUGCAUAUAUUAAAAGCUUAUUCAACACCACAUAUUUUUAUUCCUAUGUUUUUGCGAAAUCGUUUAUUUUUUGUGUGAUGCAUAUAUACCUAUGGAUAUUUUCUGUCAUUUGACAUAUUUCCUUCACUAUUCUAUAAGAUAGUCUUUUAAACAUUUUCCGUUUUCUUGGUGUAUGCUUGGCAAAAUAAUUUAACGCAGUGUAAUAACAUGCGCAGCAUAAGUGAAUUAUACCUUUUAGUUAUAUACAAAAUAUAGCAGUAACAUUUUUAUUAAUAAAACAGUUUUGCUGCAUCCUUCAACAUAUAUUAAAAAAAAAAAAAUAAAGGAGGAAAAAAAAAAUGCAUGAUAAUAAGAAUAAUCCAAAUUUUCUUUUGUCCAUAAUAGCUUCGUUCGGGAAUAUAACAAAAGGAAAGAGUUCCUUCAAAAAAUCGUUCAAAGAAAAGGAAAUAAAUUUAAGAAGCAACAAAUUUGCGACAUAUAUAUUUUUCAAGUCUGUUUUUAUUGCAUUAGUUCUGUCUUUGUAUUACCUUUUCCUACAAAACAUAAAAACAUCCACAGGAAAUAAAUAUUCACACUCACACUUAAAUAACAGACAUUCGAGGAUAUUAUAUCAAGACAUUUCUUCAUUUUUAAAAGGAUCCCGAGCUAAUAAUGCUAUCGAAAAACAGAAGAAGAAUCCAUUUCCAUUUAAACAUAAUGAAAAUAACAAUUCUUUAGGAAAUGUGGAUAAACAGAAUGAAGACUUAAAAAAGAAAAUUUCAAAUGACAACCAAUUGAAAACCAACACGGGGAAGCCAGGGGAAUAUAAUAAAAACGAAAUCAUGUUCAGUUGUGCAAAUAUUGGCAAUUGCGAAGAAGUAACAGAAGACGAAUUAAGCGAUAAAUUAAAUAACAUAAAGGGGGCUGUUAAUGGCAAGACGAUGCAUCUCGUGUGGAAAUAUGUAAAUAAUCAUGAGAAGGUAAAUUUUAUUCGAAUGCAACAAGAAAUACAAAAUUAUUGUGAUAUGUCAGCUAAACAUUAUAACAUACCAAAAGAAUUUGAAACGAAAAAAUGCAAACAUGUGGAUGAUAAAAUAACGAAUGCACUACUAAAAAAAGAACGCUUUGAUUUAAAAAAUAUAAAGGAAUUUGCUAAGGAAGAUCUUUGUGCAAGGUGGGAAUUUCUAAGGUAUAUCAAAUUGAAGAGAAGAUCGUGGAAAGAACUACGCGAAUCCUCAAAGGAAAAGUGGACAAACUAUAUAAAUGAUGUGUUCAAAAAUUAUACAACUAAAAAGUCAAGUUGCAAAAUGUGCCGAAGAUAA
Plasmodium coatneyi is the source of this 1408-nucleotide messenger RNA. RefSeq lists its product as uncharacterized. NCBI's taxonomy places the organism in Eukaryota, Apicomplexa, Aconoidasida, Haemosporida, Plasmodiidae. Bases 446 to 1408 code for a protein of 320 amino acids. The transcript is spliced from 2 exons. The record is from RefSeq and is a predicted model, not a curated record.